AUGUCAGCAAAGACGACAAAAGGUCCCGGCGGCAAGAAGCCAGCCUCUGCAGCAACCAACUUGAUCGCUGGUGGAGGAGCAGGCAUGAUGGAAGCUCUCGUCUGUCACCCUCUCGACACAAUCAAAGUGCGCAUGCAACUUUCAAAACGAUCGCAGCGUGGUGGCGCUCGUCGUGGCUUCAUCCAAACCGGAGUUCAGAUCGUAAAGCGCGAAACACCUCUUGCCCUCUACAAGGGUCUCGGAGCUGUUCUCACUGGUAUCGUUCCUAAGAUGGCCAUCCGUUUUACCUCGUACGAAUGGUACAAGCAAGCCCUCGCCUCGGAAUCUGGCGAGAUCACCUCCAGAGCUACCUUUUUGGCAGGUCUGUUGGCAGGAGUGACAGAAGCCGUUGCCGUCGUCACACCAAUGGAAGUUGUCAAGAUCAGAUUGCAAGCUCAGCACCACAGCAUGGCUGACCCCUUGGACGUGCCCAAAUACCGCAACGCUGCUCACGCAUUGUACACCGUUGUCAAGGAGGAGGGAGUGGGUGCAUUGUACAGAGGAGUCUCGCUCACGGCAUUGAGACAAGGAACAAACCAAGCUGCCAACUUUACCGCUUACACCGAGCUCAAGGCUUGGUUGCAAGAGCGAUCUGGAAACCCAUCGGCUGCAUUGCCUGGCUGGCAGACUGCCUUCAUCGGUUUGAUCUCUGGUGCUGUGGGUCCCUUCAGUAAUGCGCCCAUCGAUACCAUCAAGACCAGACUGCAAAGAAACCCUGCGCAACCUGGUGAGACGGCCAUUGGAAGAAUCGUGACUAUCGCUAGUCAGAUGUGGAAGCAGGAAGGUAUCAGGGCUUUCUGGAUGGGUAUCACACCUCGCGUUAUGCGUGUUGCUCCCGGUCAAGCCGUCACAUUCGCCGUAUACGAGUACUUGAAGGGUAUCUUGGAAAAAAGCAGGGAAAUGUUACCAGGUAAUACUUAUGAAGAGUAG
Molecule: messenger RNA, 969 nt
Organism: Aureobasidium melanogenum CBS 110374
Lineage: Eukaryota; Fungi; Ascomycota; Dothideomycetes; Dothideales; Saccotheciaceae
Product: mitochondrial carrier
Exons: 2
Coding region: 1-969 (322 amino acids)
Biological process (GO): succinate transport; fumarate transport; transmembrane transport
Source: RefSeq, a predicted model, not a curated record